AUGGAAUUCUGUUCUUUUUUGAUGCUUGCAAAGAUAGGAUUUCAUGAAGGCUUGCUUUCCAGUGAGCAAGGUGCCUACAUUGCAGAGUCUAUCGCUGCUAAGAACAUGAAACAAGCGAAGAGCCGUUUUCGGAUGUAUGAGGAUGCCACAGAUCAUGGUGGUUCUAAUCAUUCUGCAAAAGUAGAGCCAGCCAAUGGUUGUACAGGUGAAAGGGAAACUGGGAAGUCUGCAAAGAAACUUGAUAAAGGAAGGACUGCAAAAGAGGAGGCAUCCAAACGUGAGAAGUAUAGCCGAUCAGCUUUAAAUACAAUAUUUUACCAUUAUAGCCGCCAGGCUCGACUCCGUGCGGCUAUACUCUUUAAUAUUAUUCGAACGAACACGAAGCUUGCACUCGCAGUGGACGGAACUUCUCUCGCAGUCACUGUUUCGUCCUCCGGGUUCGGCGCCGAAAAAAGACCCAACCUGCCUAGGCGCCCGCCUAGCUACUACCUAGCCGCCUAG
Molecule: messenger RNA, 501 nt
Organism: Prunus armeniaca (apricot)
Lineage: Eukaryota; Viridiplantae; Streptophyta; Magnoliopsida; Rosales; Rosaceae
Source: the annotation of a GenBank genome assembly